AUGGCUUAUUCUCAAGUAUCUGGUUUUACCGAUCAGUUUUCUGAGGCUGACUUUCUACAGUCAGACGAUCUACCUACCCCUAGCAAUACCUGCCGAACAGCCACGUCGGUUGCCCUGUCUGAUCCUCGCCAGUCUUCCCAACAGCUAGCACCAUCCUCGUUAAAACGCGUUGGCCCUCGGUUCCACCAGAUCUGGAUACUGUACGAUACAAAUCCUGAGAUGGAGCAAUCCCGCUUACAAUUUACGGAAUGGUGGCUACAGACCGAGUUCGGAGUAAAGGAGGAUGCUAGAGCUUCGAUCGGCUGGGAUAAUGAGAAAAGAUCAAGUGUUUAG
This is a messenger RNA of Penicillium crustosum, 333 nucleotides long. RefSeq lists its product as uncharacterized. The transcript has a single exon. The coding region runs from base 1 to 333 and encodes 110 amino acids. Lineage: Eukaryota; Fungi; Ascomycota; Eurotiomycetes; Eurotiales; Aspergillaceae. The record is from RefSeq and is a predicted model, not a curated record.